GGCAAUCGCUGGUAGCACACCAACGGUAACGGUUACUGUUACCUUCACAAACAGGUGAAAGUAUUCUUUAGCCACUUUUCUUGUGAGUACAGCCUCGUGAAAACAGUUCAGCGAGUCUGUUAAGGAGAAAAGACCAACUUUUCCUUGAAGCAAUGGCAUCGUCUGCUAUGAUCACCGUCCCCACCACCGCCUCCCGCUUCGCCCUGCUCCAGAUAGACUCGGAUUCGGACUCCGACGCCUCCGAUGCGGGGAAGACCACCACCAAAGGCACACGGGACUCCUCAGGGAAGCCCCGGCAAGGAAAGACAGGAGCAGCCGGGGGGAAAGCGGGUCAGUGCAACGACAAGAAGAAAGACAAGAAAAAGAAGAAGAGGGAGCAGCAGCAGAGUGAGGCAAAUGAGUUACGUAACCUGGCCUUCAAGAAGAUUCCUCAGAAGUCCUCAGCCCCCCCUCCCUCUAUGACACUGUCAGGAAUAGCCAGCGAACUUCUCAAUCCUGCCUCAGGGGAGCACAAUAUACCUUCAGAGGGGUGGCAGCAGUGGAAGCAGAGGGAUGAGCAGAUGACCACUGAGCUGUAUGAAGCCGAUUUGGAAAAGGCCUUGAUUCUAAGUAAACUGGAGUACGAACAACACAAACAGCACAACAACACAAGCACGUCCUCGCCAAAGUCACGAGGAGGAAAAGAGGGUGGAGGGAAGAAGGACAAAAAGAAGAAUCAGCAGGCAAAAGACAAAAAGACUGUUUCACUGCAGGACUUCCAGGCUGAAGGCAGUACAGAGCAUUUGAGUAGGAAACAAGAAAAAGAGGAUGCCAGAGCGGCUAGCCUAGCAUUGGGCGUCGGGCAGGAGGAGCGUUUUUUUAAUAAGCUCGAGGAUGAUGUCAUUCGGAUUAUCCAACAGGAGAAGAGACGGGAGCAGUACGCUAACAGCCAGGGACAAGAAGUCAACACCUCCACGGAACACGAACCAGACCCCCGAGCAGAGCAGCUGAAGUACGAGCUGGAGAAGAAAGACCAGGAAAUCGAUAAGUUAAAGAAGACCAUCUCACAAUGGGAGGGGAAAUACAAAGAGGUGAAAGCACGAAAUUCCCAGCUGCUAAAGAUGCUCCAACAGGGAGAGAUGAAAGAUAAAGCAGAAAUCCUUCUACAAGUAGAAGAGCUGCUACAUAUAAAAGAAGAGCUGUCAUCACAGGUAACAUUACUACACGGUGCCCUUGAACAAGAAAGGUCUAAAGUCAAAGGUCUGCAGACAGAACAGCCAAAACAUCAGGGAAACAAGAAAGGAAAGAAAGGCUCGGAGACAGAUCUAUGAAGGUUUCAAAAGGAAAAGAUAAUAAAAUCAAAAUGAAAUACCUGAACAAAUGAAGAAAAGCUGCACUGAUCACAAUUAGGGUUCUCUUUCCCUUAUUUCUAUUUAGCUCAGACUCAUUGUCAGCAAUGCAUGCCCCUGUAAUUACACAAACACAUAUGCAGAAUACACUCCAGACAUAGCAGGAUGUGUUACACAGCUGAACAUUAAUUACAGAAGUUAAAGAAAAAAAGAGUUAAAGUUUGUGUUGAACUGGUGGCUUGGCACAGAGUGCUGCCCUCUGCAGGCACAAGCCUGCCGCUGCAUCUGUUCUGUUGUAGGCCGAGUGCCUGAUCUGUCUGAGGGUUUUAAUGCCAAAAUGAUAGAUGUGAGAUGUAUGGUUUUCUUUGUUUUUUUCUUUCUCACUGUUAAGUAAGUAAAUACAUAAAUAAAACUCCU
This is a messenger RNA of Chelmon rostratus (copperband butterflyfish), 1745 nucleotides long. It is a transcript of the gene gkap1, whose product is annotated as G kinase anchoring protein 1. NCBI's taxonomy places the organism in Eukaryota, Metazoa, Chordata, Actinopteri, Chaetodontiformes, Chaetodontidae. The record is from RefSeq and is a predicted model, not a curated record. Gene Ontology annotation, cellular component: Golgi apparatus. The coding region runs from base 153 to 1310 and encodes 385 amino acids. Gene Ontology annotation, biological process: signal transduction. The transcript is spliced from 12 exons.